Molecule: messenger RNA, 1239 nt
Organism: Arabidopsis lyrata subsp. lyrata
Lineage: Eukaryota; Viridiplantae; Streptophyta; Magnoliopsida; Brassicales; Brassicaceae
Product: bZIP transcription factor 44
Exons: 1
Coding region: 519-1040 (173 amino acids)
Biological process (GO): positive regulation of DNA-templated transcription
Cellular component (GO): nucleus
Molecular function (GO): DNA-binding transcription factor activity; transcription cis-regulatory region binding
Source: RefSeq, a predicted model, not a curated record
UUUGCUCUAACCCCUUUUUCUAACUCUAUAUAACCCCCUCACAAAUCCAUAAUUCACCUCUUCCCCUUGGCUCUAGAACCAAUCACUCUCUCUUCUUUAGCGUUUUUAUAUUGUCUUCCUCGUUUUCUCCUACCUUUUCUAUUUUCUCUUUUCAGUUUUCUCUAGAAAAAAAAAAACAAUAAUCAGUGUGUUUGAUAAUAUUUGAUGUCGCAGAACUCUUGUGGAUCUUGAUGUUCAAACAUUCAUGUCUCCGGUGAUUAGUGAAAUCCUUAGAUCUGGUUUAACUAUAGACUCGUCUCUUAGACGCAGGACCCAUCUUGUUCAAUCUUUCUCCGUCGUCUUUCUCUACUGGUUCUAUGUUUUCUCAUAAAUCACCUCUCCUUUAGCCCUUUAUUAUUAUAUAUUCUAUAACCAUAAUAAUAUAUAAAAAACUAUAUACUAUAUAAUCUUUCAUAUUGAUAUUUACAUAAUAAACUUUGGGUCCUGCGUCUUAAUUUUCUGUGUGUGUGUUUUUAAAUAUGAAUAAUAAAACUGAAAUGGGAUCGUCGACAAGUGGAAAUUGCUCGUCGGUUUCAACCACCGGUUUAGCUAACUCCGGUUCGGAAUCUGAUCUCCGGCAACGAGAUCUAAUCGACGAGCGGAAGCGAAAGCGGAAACAGUCGAAUAGAGAAUCUGCGAGGAGGUCGAGGAUGAGGAAGCAGAAGCAUUUGGAUGAUCUCACUGCUCAGGUGACGCAUCUACGUAAAGAAAACGCUCAGAUCGUCGCCGGAAUCGCCGUCACGACGCAGCACUACGUCACAAUCGAGACGGAAAACGACAUUCUCAGAGCUCAGGUUCUUGAGCUCAACCACCGUCUCCAAUCUCUUAACGAGAUCGUCGAUUUCGUGGAAUCAUCGUCUUCAGGAUUCGGUAUGGAGACCGGUCAAGGAAUGAUCGACGGUGGAUUUUACGACGGAGUGAUGAAUCCUAUGAAUUUAGGGUUUUAUAAUCAACCAAUCAUGGCUUCUGCUUCUACUGCUGGUGAUGUUUUCAACUGUUAGAAAAUUUCACAUCAUUAUCAUCGUGAGUGAGACGAAUUAUCGCACCAGGGGUAAAAUUGUAAUUUUCUUAUAAAUUAUGUUAUGAUGCUCUGUUUUUGUUUUAUAAGAUCAUUAAUUAGUGUUUAAACUGAUUGUAAAAUGAUGGACAGUGUAAGAAAUGUGUUAUCAUGGAGAUGGUGAUGUGAGUUUGGUACAAAUA